This is a messenger RNA of Neltuma alba, 988 nucleotides long. Its product is annotated as ATPase ARSA2-like. The record is from RefSeq and is a predicted model, not a curated record. Gene Ontology annotation, molecular function: ATP binding; ATP hydrolysis activity. Gene Ontology annotation, cellular component: GET complex. NCBI's taxonomy places the organism in Eukaryota, Viridiplantae, Streptophyta, Magnoliopsida, Fabales, Fabaceae. Gene Ontology annotation, biological process: tail-anchored membrane protein insertion into ER membrane.
GUCUUCUGGUUCUCUCCGUCAUUCUGGACUCGCGAGUCACCGGGUCGAUUGACAAUCAGAGCAGAGGAGAGAGAAAGGGACUGUGGCCAUGGCGGAUCAACAGGACUUGCCUGAGGGAACGAUGCAGAACUUAUUGGAUCAAGAGACUCUGAAGUGGGUCUUUGUUGGAGGGAAAGGCGGUGUGGGCAAGACCACCUGUAGCUCCAUUCUUUCGAUCCUUCUCUCCAGGGUUCGAAGCUCUGUUCUGAUCAUCUCCACCGACCCCGCUCACAACCUCAGUGAUGCUUUUCAGCAACGCUUCACGAAGAUCCCCACUUUGGUUAAUGGCUUUACAAAUCUUUAUGCUAUGGAGGUGGAUCCUACCGUUGAACAUGAGGAUGUCGGUGGUUCUGAUGGAAUGGAUAGCAUGUUCUCAGAACUAGCUGGUGCUAUACCUGGAAUUGAUGAGGCAAUGAGCUUUGCUGAGAUGCUGAAAUUGGUGCAGACGAUGGAUUAUUCUGUUAUAGUAUUCGAUACUGCUCCAACUGGUCAUACACUCAGACUGCUGCAAUUUCCAUCAAUUCUAGAGAAGGGUCUUGCAAAAGUGAUGUCUUUGAAAAACAAAUUUGGUGGUUUGUUUAAUCAGAUGUCAAGCAUGUUUGGCAUGGGUGAUGAUUUUGCCGAGGAUGCAUUACUUGGGAAGCUUGAAGGCAUGAAAGAUGUAAUUGAACGAGUUAACAUGCAAUUCAAGGAUCCUGACAUGACGACUUUUGUCUGUGUCUGCAUUCCGGAGUUCCUCUCUCUAUAUGAAACAGAGAGACUGGUUCAGGAGCUAACAAAAUUCGAGAUUGACACACAUAAUAUCAUCAUCAAUCAAGUGCUUUAUGAUGACGAAGAUGUUGAAUCCAAGUUACUUAAAGCAAGAAUGAAAAUGCAACAGAAGUACCUAGACCAGUUUUACAUGUUGUAUGAUGUUAACAUUACCAAGCUGCCAUUGCUGCCGGACGAG